AUUUUAAAAGGGCUGGAGAUUGCGGGCGUCAGUGGCCAUGGCGGAUACAGCGACUACAGCCUCGGCGGCGUCCGCGGCAGCCAGUUCCCCGAACGCCUCCACCGAUGCUCCCCCUUUCCAGCUGGGCAAGCCCCGCUUCCAGCAGACAUCCUUCUACGGUCGCUUCAGGCACUUCUUGGACAUCAUCGAUCCUCGAACACUCUUUGUCACUGAGAAACGUCUCAGGGAGGCUGUGCAACUGCUGGAGGACUACAAGCAUGGCACCCUACGCCCAGGAGUUACCAAUGAACAGCUCUGGAGUGCACAGAAAAUCAAACAGGCUAUCCUACACCCGGACACCAACGAGAAGAUCUUCAUGCCUUUCAGAAUGUCAGGUUACAUUCCUUUCGGGACGCCAAUUGUGGUGGGACUUCUCUUGCCUAACCAGACGCUGGCAUCCACUGUCUUCUGGCAGUGGCUGAACCAGAGCCAUAACGCCUGUGUCAACUAUGCAAACCGCAAUGCUACCAAGCCUUCACCUGCUUCCAAGUUCAUCCAGGGUUACCUGGGAGCCGUUAUCAGCGCUGUCUCCAUCGCUGUGGGCCUUAAUGUGCUGGUUCAGAAAGCAAACAAGUUCACGCCAGCCACUCGCCUUCUCGUGCAGAGAUUUGUACCCUUCCCUGCAGUAGCCAGUGCCAAUAUCUGCAACGUGGUCCUGAUGCGGUAUGGGGAGUUAGAGGAAGGGAUUGAUGUCCUGGAUGCCGAUGGUAACCUCGUGGGAUCCUCGAAGAUUGCAGCCAGACAUGCCCUGCUGGAGACAGCUCUGACACGUGUGGUUCUGCCUAUGCCCAUCCUGGUGCUUCCUCCAAUCGUCAUGUCCAUGCUGGAGAAGACAGCUCUCUUGCAAGCACGCCCGCGGCUACUCCUACCUGUGCAUAGCCUCGUGUGCCUGGCAGCCUUCGGCCUGGCCCUGCCACUGGCCAUCAGCCUUUUCCCGCAGAUGUCAGAGAUCGAAACCUCCCAAUUGGAGCCUGAGAUAGCCCGGGCUACAAGCAGCCGGACAGUGGUGUACAAUAAGGGGCUGUGAGUGAGAUCAGCCGGCCUGGGAACACAGCACUCUCCAGGCCGGGCACUGGGGUGGGGAAAGAAGUCUCAUAAAGCUGUAACUGCAGGGAGGGGCUGCCAGGAACGCAGUCAGCCUCCAUCGGUAGGGAGACUAACCAUUCACAUUCUAACAUAGGGGAGAGGAAUUCUGACACAUUUCCUACACAAAAAGAAUCAAGUGCAUCUCUGGGCCUUACAUGGGGUGAGCUAAACUCCAUUCCGCACAAUUUCGUGUGAGCAAAAGAACUGUAGAGUGCUCCUGGGGUAGAAGUAGUAUCCUUUUAUAUGUUCCUUCUUUUUGUUUUAAUUUUUUUUUUUAUUAGAAGCAAGUCUGAGCCUUGGUUGCAGCUGACCAGAAGCAGCAGGUGGACAGGUGGUGGGAGCCAGAGGAGCCUGGGAACUGGGUUGGAUUGGUGGGAGGGAAGUAUAAUGGUUAGGCCCGAUGGGUCCCUUGGGUUAGAGAAGGGAAGGGAGGGGAGGUGAUCUGUACCCCACAGGAUGAGCCAUAACCAAGGUUCUCAGGAAUUGGCUCCUUUGAUCAAGGAGCACUAGAGAUCCCUGGAAGAUUCUGGGAACACCAGGCUCUGAAUGUACCCAGCUCCUACCUACCCCAGAGCUGAGGAAAGUCAGUGACCCCAGGAAUGGGUCAUCUUUCAUGGAGCUCUUAUUGAUUCCAGGCCCCUGAGAGCACCCCAGCUUUAGUCAGGGAUCCCUAAGAAGAAACAUUGUUAUGUGAGAACAAGGAAGGUUCUUUUCCAGAAGUAGUUAGAGUUUCCUACUGGGACAAAGGUGGGCUGAGCUCACUGUGGUCCAGUCUGCAGCCACUGAAGCUGUUUGUCACACCUGACACCUUUCUGCAAUAGAGGAGUCUCCUGCCUCAGGAUGCAAAGCCAGAUCCCUGGCAACUGCCUGAGAGGUGGAUCCCAUCAGCAAUGGACAAGCCACCCACAUCUCUGAGCUUCCAUUCCCUGCCUGGAAGCAAAGUACUGAACUGGGGUUCCCUCCAAGCCUUUGGCUCCUCUCUACCUUCUUCACUCAGAUGUGCACAGUCCACGCAUAUCUCUAAGGUGGAUUCUGGGCUGGAAAAUGCAUCAGGCCCUUCUGGAAAUGGCCAGCACUUGGCCUACAAAAGGACCUUGCCCUUCUAUAUGGACUCUCCCAUAUCCUGACCAACCUUGACUUGUGCCAAACACUUCAUGGCUGUGGAGGAGGCAGUGUGGAUGCCUGAGCUGAACAUAGGGGUCACCCCACAUGCUGUUCCUCACUGCUGCAGACUUGGGGCCUCUUGUUGCUGGCUCCUGACUCCAUCUUGUCAUGUGUAGGCCAUAGAGGAAGAGAUAGCUGAGGAGGCAGGGUCUGGAUGGGGUUGAGCAAGAUGACUCCUGCUCCAAAGGACCCACAGAAAGGAGACACUCUCUUUACACAGCCUUCAUCUGCCCAUGCUAGGAUGGGAGCCCUGGCUCGUGACCCUGGAAGCUGACUCAGGAGGGGUCAGGCUGAAGGUCCACAUGUAUGGUUGCAGGAAAAGGCUGGCAUGGGGCAGCAAGGACAAAGUCACAGGUUCCCUGCCAGCAUCAAGGCAGGUGUAGCUGCAGCGAGACGGGCCGAGCAUGGACAUUGGUGCCAUUGUCUCCAGGUAUUGAUUGGAGACUAGAUUGGUCUGAAGCCACUUUUGAAAAGUUCAUUCCCAGCUUUUUCUGUCCCCACUUGUUCUGGAACAAAUCCUUAUGCAUUUUAUCUUGGGACCAAAACUACCCUCACCCAGGCCUGCCUGCUCCAGAGGUCCAGCAGACCAGAGGCUCUUCCAGCUCUCCCUCUGUGCUGCCUGUCCCUGUGGCCUCAGUACCCCUCAUAGGUAUGUUUUGUGUAUGGGAGGUGAUUUCUGCCACACGCCUAAAUACAAGCUGAGGGGGCAGCUCCUUUGGAUUUGCUGUGACGGAUGGUCCCUGUAGUUCAUGUAAUGGUACUGAGCAUCUUCAGCCAUGCUGUUAAACCCUGUUCUGACUUUAUAAACUCCAUAAGGCAAGCUUUCUGUGAAUGCAGAUGUUCCUAUUUGCUGAGGCUAGGGGACAAAAAGAGGUCUGGAGAAAAAGGCGGCACAGAUUACCUCUCGUUGGGUCUGGUUUUGCCAGCAGUCAGAGCAUAUCUACAGCAGGCUCUCCAGCCCUGAUGUUCCUGGCCAACUCUCCUCUGAUCACUUUUAAGCAUUCCCUUGAAGGCUGUUCUUCCAUCUCUAGAAAGCAGUUUGAAAGUACAGGAACCAAAAGUUCAGGAUGCCAAGAUGGCCACCAAAACAAGAUGUCUGCAUACUGUCUCACUUCCUGAUUGUGGCUGUCUUAUGAAGUCUCCGGUCUGGGAAAAGGUGGGGCACUGAGGAGAUGGGCCAGAGGGAGGCAGGUCCAUGCUAAGCUUCUACUAGCCUUGGGCAGGUAUGAGUGAGACUCAACACGUGUGCCUCAGCAUACCUAGGGACUUCAGACUGUCUUUUUAACCUCAGAAAAUGUCUCAAUUUAUGUGAUUUAUGUCAUACUAGUGGGCUAUGGGCAAUAAACAUGGAUUUAAAACACA
Grammomys surdaster is the source of this 3651-nucleotide messenger RNA. It is a transcript of the gene Sfxn5, whose product is annotated as sideroflexin 5. The record is from RefSeq and is a predicted model, not a curated record. Gene Ontology annotation, molecular function: citrate transmembrane transporter activity; monoatomic ion transmembrane transporter activity. Gene Ontology annotation, biological process: mitochondrial transmembrane transport; citrate transport; monoatomic ion transport. Gene Ontology annotation, cellular component: mitochondrial inner membrane. The transcript has 14 exons. Bases 38 to 1066 code for a protein of 342 amino acids. NCBI's taxonomy places the organism in Eukaryota, Metazoa, Chordata, Mammalia, Rodentia, Muridae.